UGCCUCAUCCAGGGUUCGCCCCCGUCAGUCUCCGGCAGCUUCUCGCGGCUUCGCAAGCCCCUUCCCGUGAUGCCCCGCGCCUGGCUGUUGCGGUUGCCGGGCAACGCGCGGUCCAUGUCGCGGGCCUCGCUGGGACUCCCUGGGAGAUGAGGCCGCGAGGUCUCCCGCUGCCCCUGGUGGUGCUCCUGGGCUGCUGGGCCUCCGUGAGCGCCCAGACCGAGGCCACCCCGGCGGUGACGACAGAGGGCCUCAACUCCACCGAGGCAGCCCUGGCCACCUUCGGAACUUCCCCGUCGACCAGGCCCCCCAGGACUCCCAGGGCUCCAGGGCCCUCCUCCGGCCCCAGGCCUACCCCGGUCACGGACGGGUCUCACUCUGUCACUCAGGCUGGAGUAUAGUGGCAUGAUCACAGCUCACUGCAGCCUCGACCUCCUAGGCUCAGUUGCUGCUCUCUGUGUCUGUGACUUAUCCCCAGCACAGUGUGACGUCAACUGCUGCUGUGAUCCCGACUGCAGCUCCGUGGAUUUCAGUGUCUUUUCUGCCUGCUCAGUUCCAGUUGUCACGGGUGACAGCCAGUUUUGUAGUCAAAAAGCAGUCAUCUAUUCAUUGAAUUUUACAGCAAACCCACCUCAAAGAGUAUUUGAACUUGUUGACCAGAUUAAUCCAUCUAUUUUCUGCAUUCAUAUUACAAACUAUAAACCUGCAUUAUCCUUUAUUAAUCCAGAAGUACCUGAUGAAAACAAUUUUGAUACAUUGAUGAAAACAUCUGAUGGUUUUACAUUGAAUGCUGAAUCAUAUAUUUCCUUCACAACCAAACUGGAUAUUCCUACUGCUGCUAAAUAUGAGUAUGGGGUUCCUCUGCAGACUUCAGAUUCGUUUCUGAGAUUUCCUUCGUCCCUGACAUCAUCUCUGUGCACUGAUAAUAACCCUGCAGCGUUUCUGGUGAACCAGGCUGUUAAGUGCACCAGAAAAAUAAAUUUAGAACAGUGUGAAGAAAUUGAAGCCCUCAGCAUGGCUUUUUACAGCAGCCCGGAAAUUCUGAGGGUACCUGAUUCAAGAAAAAAGGUCCCUAUCACUGUUCAGUCCAUUGUCAUUCAGUCUCUAAAUAAAACACUCACCCGACGGGAGGACACUGAUGUGCUGCAGCCGACUCUCGUCAACGCUGGACACUUUAGCCUUUGCGUGAAUGUUGUUCUUGAGGUAAAGUACAGCCUCACAUACACAGAUGCAGGUGAAGUCACCAAAGCUGAUCUCUCAUUCCUUCUGGGGACAGUUAGCAGCGUAGUGGUCCCACUGCAGCAAAAGUUUGAAAUUCAUUUUCUUCAGGAAAAUACCCAGCCAGUCCCUCUCAGUGGAAACCCUGGUUAUGUCGUGGGGCUCCCAUUAGCUGCUGGAUUCCAGCCUCAUAAGGGGUCUGGGAUUAUUCAGACCACAAAUAGAUAUGGACAGCUUACUAUUCUUCAUAGCACAACUGAGCAAGACUGCUUAGCACUGGAGGGGGUCCGGACCCCAGUAUUAUUUGGUUACACUAUGCAAUCUGGCUGUAAACUAAGACUGACUGGAGCUCUCCCGUGUCAGCUCGUAGCACAGAAGGUGAAGAGCCUGCUGUGGGGCCAGGGCUUCCCAGAUUACGUGGCCCCUUUUGGAAAUUCCCAGGCCCAGGACAUGCUGGACUGGGUGCCCAUCCACUUCAUCACCCAGUCAUUCAACAGGAAGCAUUUUGUUUUGCAGGAUUCCUGCCAGCUCCCAGGGGCUUUGGUUAUAGAAGUGAAGUGGACUAAAUACGGAUCCCUGCUGAAUCCACAGGCCAAAAUAGUCAAUGUAACUGCAAAUCUAAUUUCAUCCUCCUUUCCUGAGGCCAACUCAGGAAAUGAAAGGACGAUUCUUAUUUCCACUGCGGUUACUUUUGUGGAUGUGUCUGCACCUGCAGAGGCAGGCUUCAGAGCUCCACCAGCCAUCAAUGCCAGGCUGCCCUUUAACUUCUUCUUCCCGUUUGUUUGACAAUGCUCAGAUGCAUCAGUUCCUUAAUAUACACGUGAAAUUUGAAAACUGUACAUUCGGUGAGAUUAAAUUUUAUAUACAACUA
Molecule: messenger RNA, 2086 nt
Organism: Pan troglodytes (chimpanzee)
Lineage: Eukaryota; Metazoa; Chordata; Mammalia; Primates; Hominidae
Gene: TCTN1
Product: tectonic family member 1
Exons: 16
Coding region: 403-2001 (532 amino acids)
Biological process (GO): protein localization to ciliary transition zone; cilium assembly
Cellular component (GO): MKS complex
Source: RefSeq, a predicted model, not a curated record